Tauraco erythrolophus (red-crested turaco) is the source of this 3595-nucleotide messenger RNA. NCBI's taxonomy places the organism in Eukaryota, Metazoa, Chordata, Aves, Musophagiformes, Musophagidae. The record is from RefSeq and is a predicted model, not a curated record.
AUUAUGUUCCACCACUGCGUGUGUGCCUGCUUUGUCUGACCUCCUAUGGAUACCAGCAGCAAGCAAAUGUUCUGAACAAGAACCAAAACAAACAAUGGCCUGUCUUACAAUGACAAAUAUGGAAAGUACAGCAACUUCUACUGUCCAACAGAAUGGUGACAUCCGUGGGAAUACCAGUGCUCCCAAGCAGACCGAAACGUUGCUUCAAGUGUACCUUUAUCAUUCUCCUGGGAAGACAGGGGGAGAUUACCUUCACUUUCCAGCUGGAGAAUAUGUUGCAGAAGAGAUUUGUGCUGUUGCCUGUAAAGCCUGUGGUAUCAUGCCAGUGUAUCAUAACAUGUUUGCACUCAUGAGUGAAACAGAGAGAAUGUGGUAUCCCCCAAAUCACAUCUUCCAUGUAGAUGAAGCAACCAGACUUGUCCUAAUCUACCGGAUAAGGUUCUAUUUUCCGCACUGGUAUUGCAAUGGCACCAGCAGAGCAUAUCGGUAUGGCAUUCUUCGAGGUGCAGAAAGCCCUGUUCUUGAUGAUCUUGUGAUGUCUUACCUGUUUGCACAGUGGCGAGAUGAUUUUUUGAAUGGAUGGAUACAGAUGCCUGUUACUCACGAAACACAAGAAGAAUGCCUUGGAAUGGCUGUUCUGGAUAUGAUGAGAGUGGCCAAAGAAAAGGACCAAACCCCACUGGCUAUUUACAAUUCAGUCAGCUACAAAAUGUUUUUGCCUAAAUGUGUGCGAGCAAAAAUCCAAGACUACCACAUUUUGACGCGAAAGAGAAUAAGGUACAGGUUCCGCAAAUUUAUACAACAGUUUGGCCAAUGCAAAGCUACUGCCAGAAACUUGAAACUUAAGUAUCUUAUAAAUCUGGAAACCCUUCAGUCUGCCUUCUAUUCAGAGGUUUUUGAAGUAAAAGAACCUGGUGGAGAUCCUUCUGGAGAGGAAAGUUUUGCAACCAUUGUAAUAACUGGAAAUGGUGGAAUUCAGUGCUCAAGAGGAAAACUUAAAGACUGUGAGACACUGGCAGAGCAGGAUUUACAAACAUACUGUGAUUUUCCUGAUAUCAUUGAUGUCAGCAUUAAACAAGCAAGCCAAGAAGGCUCCAGUGAGAGAAGAAUUGUCACCAUUCACAAACAAGACAGCAAGAAUCUGGAGGCUGAAUUUCAGUCAUUAAGAGAAGCUCUCUCCUUUGUAUCAUUAAUUGAUGGAUAUUACAGAUUAACUGCGGAUGCCCACCAUUAUCUCUGUAAAGAAGUAGCACCACCAUCAGUCCUUGAAAAUAUCCAAAGCAACUGCCAUGGGCCAAUUUUCAUGGACUUUGCUAUCAGUAAACUGAAGAAAGCAGGUAAUCAGACUGGUUUCUACGUUCUUCGUUGCAGUCCUAAAGAUUUUAAAAAAUACUUCCUCACCUUUGCUAUAGAGCGUGAGAAUACCACUGAUUAUAAACACUGCUUAAUUACAAAGAAUGAGAAUGGAGAAUAUAAUCUUAGUGGAACCAAGAGAAGUUUUGGUAAUCUUAAGGAUCUGUUGGCCUGUUACCAGACAGAAACUGUCCGUUCAGACAGCAUAAUUUUCCAGUUCGUCAAAUGCUGUCCUCCGAAACCGAAAGAUAAAUCAAAUCUCCUAGUCUUCAGAAGCAACAGCGUUUCAGACGUACCUUCAUCACCUACCAUACAGAGACACAAUAAUGUCAACCAGAUGGUCUUUCACAAAAUCCGGAAUGAGGACUUGAUAUUCGAGGAAAGUCUUGGACAGGGCACGUUUACUAAGAUUUUCAAAGGUGUAAGGAAAGAAGUGGGAGACUAUGGCCAGCUCCAUCAAACUGAAGUACUUUUAAAGGUGUUGGAUAAAGUGCAUAGAAACUACUCUGAGUCGUUCUUUGAGGCAGCAAGUAUGAUGAGCCAGCUUUCUUACAAACAUCUGGUGUUAAAUUACGGAGUCUGCGUAUGUGGAGAGGAAAACAUCCUUGUACAAGAAUAUGUGAAAUUUGGAUCCUUGGACACAUAUUUGAAAAAGAAUAAAAAUGUUAUCAAUAUCUUGUGGAAGCUGGAAGUAGCCAAACAGUUGGCAUUAGCCAUGCAUUUUCUGGAGGAUAAAGGACUUGUUCAUGGGAAUGUCUGUGCGAAAAACAUCUUGCUUAUCAGAGAGGAAGACAGGAAGUCUGGAAACCUUCCAUUUAUAAAACUGAGUGAUCCUGGCAUCAGUAUUACAGUUUUGCCAAGAGACAUUCUUCUUGAACGAAUACCGUGGGUUCCACCUGAAUGUAUUGAGAAUCCCAAACAGUUAAGCCUGGCCACAGACAAAUGGAGUUUUGGUACUACUUUGUGGGAAAUUUGCAGUGGAGGAGACAAACCUCUGAGUGCACUGGAUUCUUCGAGAAAACUACAGUUUUAUGAAGACCGGCACCAGCUUCCUGCCCCCAACUGGACAGAACUAGCAAACCUUAUAAACAAUUGUAUGGAUUAUGAGCCAGAUUUCAGGCCUUCAUUUAGAGCAAUUAUUCGUGACUUGAAUAGUUUGUUCACUCCAGAUUACGAGCUAUUGACAGAAAGUGAUAUGUUGCCAAAUAUGAGAAUUGGAGCACUUGGAUUUUCUGGUGCUUUUGAAGAUCGGGACCCAACACAAUUUGAAGAAAGACAUCUUAAGUUUUUACAGCAACUUGGCAAGGGGAAUUUUGGCAGUGUUGAGAUGUGCCGGUAUGACCCGCUGCAGGAUAAUACUGGGGAGGUGGUGGCUGUGAAAAAGCUGCAACAUAGCACAGAAGAGCACCUUAGGGACUUUGAAAGAGAGAUUGAAAUACUUAAAUCUCUGCAACAUGAUAACAUUGUUAAGUACAAAGGCGUGUGCUACAGUGCAGGUCGUAGGAAUCUAAGAUUAAUUAUGGAAUAUUUGCCGUAUGGAAGUUUACGAGAUUAUCUGCAGAAACACAAGGAGAGGCUGGACCACAAGAAGCUUUUGCUGUAUGCGUCUCAGAUAUGCAAGGGCAUGGAGUAUCUGGGUACGAAAAGAUAUGUUCACCGUGAUCUAGCAACAAGAAAUAUCUUAGUGGAGAAUGAGAACAGAGUUAAAAUUGGAGAUUUUGGAUUGACAAAAGUCUUGCCACAAGACAAAGAAUACUACAAAGUAAAAGAACCUGGUGAAAGCCCUAUAUUUUGGUAUGCUCCAGAAUCUCUGACGGAAAGCAAAUUUUCUGUGGCCUCAGAUGUGUGGAGUUUUGGUGUGGUCUUGUAUGAACUCUUCACGUAUAUUGACAAGAGCAAAAGCCCACCAGCUGAAUUCAUGCGCAUGAUUGGCAACGAUAAACAAGGGCAGAUGAUUGUAUUUCAUUUGAUAGAGCUUUUGAAGAAUAAUGGACGACUACCGAGACCGGAUGGAUGCCCUGAUGAGAUUUAUGCUAUCAUGAAAGAAUGCUGGAACAAUAAUGUUACCCAGCGCCCCACCUUUAGGGAUCUUGCUCAGCGAGUAGAUCACAUAAGGGACACCAUGGGCGGAUGAGAAAACUGUCCCUCCUUCAGAGGAUGUGUUGGGAUGCAGAACAACAUGUACUUGGUCUGCUGUGUAUAAUUGACGUAUGUACCCAUGUGCAUCUUGCUGGAAGUAAAA